CUGGGAGACCUACUGACCUCGACUGCACAUUUCUCCAUGGCCAGCAGCAGCCGAGACAGAGACGAUCUCCUCUCCUCCUUCACCGCCGCCAACCACUCACAGUCCUCCUCCCCGGUCACCGUUUCUGACCCCCUCGACAUCUUCCACGAGCCCUCCGGCAGCGCCCCCGGGAGCUUCCAGGGCGAGGGCCUGCUUGGCUCCGGCGAUGGCGGAGGCUGCAGCUCCGACGCCGACUUCGGGUUCUCUCGCCCGGAAUUUCGGCAGGCCCAGCUCGCCGGUACCGUGCAGUUCUACGAGCGCCACGUCUUCCUCUGCUACAAGAACCCUAGGGUUUGGCCCCCGAGGAUCGAGGCCGCCGAGUUCGAUCGCCUACCGAGGCUUCUCUCCGCCGCUGUGUCAGCUCACAAGGCUGAUAUGAAGAGAGAGACCCGCUUAACAAUAUGUGAAGGGCACGAUGGUACUGAGACCUCAAAUGGGGAUGUAUUGAUUUUUCCAGACAUGAUUAGAUACAGGAGAUUGACGCAUUUUGAUGUGGAUACUUUUGUCGAAGAGGUACUUGUGAAGGAUAGCGAGUGGCUCCCCGGGAAUCCUGAAAUGCUUAGUGGUUCAUAUGUCUUCGUGUGUUCACAUGGGUCUCGGGAUCGUCGCUGUGGACUCUGUGGACCCUCUCUUGUCAAUAGGUUCAGGGAAGAGAUAGAAAUAUAUGGUCUUCAGGGUAAAGUGUCCGUUAGCCCAUGUUCCCAUGUUGGGGGACACAAGUAUGCUGGGAACGUGAUAAUAUUUGGAGUUGACGCUAGUGGAUCAGUCUCUGGUCACUGGUAUGGGUAUGUUGCACCUGAAGAUGUGCCUGUGUUGCUGGAGCAGCAUACUGGAAGAGGUGAAAUCGUGGACAGGCUUUGGAGGGGUCAGAUGGGUUUAUCGGAGGAGGAGCAGAAGAAAUCCCAAGAGCAGAGGUUCCAAUUGCAGAGCAGAUCUACCGUGGGUAAUCCUGCUAAUGAGUUUAUAGAUCUUAAGAGAGAGAGGAAGAACCUUUCGGAUCUUAGCCCACCAGAGGAGAGUUUGGGCUGUUGUCCGGAAAACGGGAGCUCAUCGUGCUGUCAAAGCUCCUUGUUUUCGGAUAAGUCUGAAAAUUCUGGCUCGAGAGAGAAGUCAACCAAGGGCAAGAAUGAAUCGAAGAGCGGGAAAAACCUAUUGUCGAGACUGAACAGCGGGAAAGGGAACCGCACGCGGAAAGUUUGCAGUAUGCCCACGUGGUACGAGAGCUGGGAGCGUGAAGACUCUUACGCUGCUCUCGCUGUUCUUUGUGCUGCGGUCUCGGUUGCUGUUGCCUACAGCUGCUACAAACAACUCGGGUGAAAGCGAAACGAAAUGAGGAGUCCAGGUUUGUUUUGUUCUUUCGGGUUUUCCAGGUGAUAUUAAGGCCAGUGCAUUAGAAGCAUGUUCAGCUUCAGAUUAGGACAUAGAUGUAUGAAUCGAUUGUCUAUGCUGACGUGCUUGUUUUUGCUUUCCUGUCUGGAAUGGGAAAGAAGAGGAAUGUAUUCCUUGUGUAUGAUUGCGAAGUUGUUAUAUAGUAAAAUCAUCUUGUUUGUCGAUUUCCGGGGAUUCA
Punica granatum (pomegranate) is the source of this 1606-nucleotide messenger RNA. The record is from RefSeq and is a predicted model, not a curated record. NCBI's taxonomy places the organism in Eukaryota, Viridiplantae, Streptophyta, Magnoliopsida, Myrtales, Lythraceae.